AUGAUAUCCCACGCCCGCCUCACUCGCCAGCAGGGCUUUGUGGACGACGAGGGCACUUUGUUGGUGCGCGGCAAGGCGGAGCCUCCCUUCCCCGCGCUGUGGUCUCGGGGACCCCUCUACAAGCCCCACAGGGGUUGGGAGUACAUUCCCGAGCGGGCUGCCAGGGCCCUCGAGGAGGUUUCUUCGUCCUGCACUGUUGCUGCUGCUGCUGCCGCAGCAGCAGCAGCGGCCGACGGCAGUGACACCCACAGACACGCCGCUCUGCACGACGCCCAUCCCCCCCAGCAGCAGGGCAGCAACGCAGCUGCUGCUGCUGCUCCGGCCAACGCACAAACCGCGCCCACACCCGCAGCAGCAACAGCACCGGGCACCCAUUUCAAGGCCCCCACUGCAAGCCUCCUCUCCUACGUCGAGCCCAUCGUUCCCGCCCUGCAACCUGCGCUGGGCGCAGACUGCGUUGCUCUCUUUGUCCACUGUUUGUUUCACCUGAGUGAGUUCCGGCGUCAAAUCUUCAGCUGGGGCUCGGAGAAGAUUUGCUACCCCUCGGUGGAGGCGCUGGCUGCAGACCCUUCGCUUGCUGCUGCUAUUCCCCCCUUUACAGACGGGACCCUCAUAGGCGCGCUGCAGCACACUUUUGCCUACAUGCAGCUGUGGCCGCUAGCGGUGGCUUGCCGCAGGUUCCAGCAGCUGACGGCGGGGGGCUGUUCGGCGGCUGCCGCUGCCGCUGCAGCAGCAGCAGCAGCAGCAGCAGGUGUAUCCUCCGAGGUCUGCCCGUCCGAAGUGUGGCGCUGGUACGGCGCUGAGCUCUUCCCCAAGAGCGCAGCAGCGACAAGAAGAGAGGGGCCAGUAGCGCUCAGCCGAAAAAAUAGGUUUUGCUACUUCUGUCAGCGGUGCUUCUGCUGCUGCAGAUGCACUCAUGCUGCUGCAGCGGCGGCGGCCGCCGGGGGGCCGCCUUUGCUGCUGCGGUCAGCUGCAGUAAACUCCCCGGCGUCACAGGGCGCACCAGGGGUAGGAGCAGCAGUGCCCAGCUGCAGCACCUGCAACGGCUGCAGCACCUGCACUAGCUGCACAGGCUGCAGCGGCUGCAGUGGCUGCAGUAGCUGCAGCAACUGUAGCAGCUGCAGCAGCACCGCAGCAGCAGAUCUUAGGAGGCCCCUCUGCGUUCACCAAGGCGAGGGAUUUGGUGCUGCUAGCGCUGACUGCUUCGACGGGGGCGGCGGGCGUAUGGAUAGAAACGCGUGUCUUUGCUGCGACCUCAUAGACAGACACCCCGAGGUGAUGGCCACUCUGCCGCCGCCGCCGACGACGCGCUGCAUUUUGCGGGCUUUGCACCUCCACGAUCUGCAGAAGCUGGAAAGUCCUGACCCUCUUGUGCGCGUUCACACGGAGCUAUUUUCCCUUUUGAUGCGGGAAAUAGCCAAGACCAGCCUGGAGGAGCGAGGGGCUCAGCAGCAACAGCUGCUGCAGCAGCAGCUCCAGCAGCAGCUGCUCCUGCAGCAGGACACGGAGUCCGAGUCUCAAGCUGCGGCUACCCGCACGAACCCAAGCAGCAGCAGCAGCAACAGCAUUUGGGACAACGAGAGCGGCCACUACAGCUCCUGCGAUCACUUGGAAGCGACUUGCCACGAGCUCUUCUGCUCCUCAGACAGAUCCGUCGGGCUCAUGGCACCGGCGUCGGUGAGGGCGCAGCAACAGCAACAAGGCGUGGUGGGCCCUGCGUUUGCGCUUAGGGACGGAACCCCGGAUAUCUCCGCGGGCUUCACGCGCUGCAAGCACGUGCAUUCUUUGCCAAAGGCCCUUGAGAGUUGUGGUCGCCCGCUGCACCACUACCCCGAGGUCUUGUUUGUAUAUCUGCAGGCCCCCAAACAGUCAAAAAAGGGGGAGCUGUUUGACGCGCCGCUGCGCCUCGAUGCGCAGGGGCUGCUGCAGUUGCGGGCGGCGAACGCCCCGCAGCCGCCGGCGGCAGCGGGUGGGGGUACAGCGGCGCCUGCUGCAGUAGCAGCAGCUGCGGCUGCGGCAACGGGCGUGGGGCAGAACGGUGGAGGGAUACAGGCAGCAGGAGGUGGCGGUGCUGCUGCGGCUGCUGUUGCUGCGCCGCUCUCCCGGUUGAGGCAGAAGAAGCGGCUGCGGCAGAGGCUGCAGCUGUCCCGGCGGCUGUACAGGGGUGCCCCUGAAGCUGAUCGCGACAGCGAUUUUUCAGAGACAGAUGUGUCCGACGAGGACAAGACGGGAGCAGGGGCGGCAGCAGCAGCAGACGGACCGGGCUGCACGCCGCCCGCAGCAGCAGCAGCAGCAACGGGGGCGACAAGCGGAGCAGCAGCCGGGAACACGCCCACGGGUUUGGCCGCUGCGACGCCAGCGCCCGUGGCUGCUGCUGCGGCUGGUGGCGGCGGCGGCGUGGGGCCCUCGGCGGCAACGAGCAGCAGCAGCAGCAGCAGCAAGGGGGCUGUGGCCCCUCUUUCGGCGUCGUCGGAAAAGUGGUAUUCUUUGUUCGCGUUGUUCAUCAAGGAGGGAGACAGCAAGGGGGACGUGGGGGGCUCCGUGGCCAGCCACUCGCUGCUGCUGCGGCCCGAAGAAGACGGGCCUUGGUUCCGCAUAGCUGAGGGCCGCGUGGAGCGGCUCUCCGCCCGCGUGGAGUUCACUGAGUGGAAGUGCCACAGGGACUUCUUCUGUGGAGGCGCCAUUUACAUAGCGGAGGACUACAUUGACUCGCUGCAGGCAGGCGACGUGCAGGUUGCUGGCGACGUCAAGGAACUCAACCCCUGGCUUUACUACAGAGUUCUUUACGAGUUAGGCGUCACUGAGGCCGAGAUCAGGCGCCCCUGGAUCCUGCAGAAGCCGCAGCAGCAGCAGCAGCAACAGGCUCCAACCGCCACGACCCAGGACCCCAGGCCAGCUACCGCGGGCGCCCCUGCAGCAGCAGCGCCCGCAGCGCCAUCGACAACUGCCGCUGAAAGCCAGCAUGGAGAAGCUGCAGAGGCAGCAGCAGCUGCAGACGUGGAACGGUCCAAGCCCCACACGCAAACGGGAGAGGUACCUGAAACAGCAGCAGCGGGUAGCCCCGCUGCACGAGCAGCAGCUGCAGCAGCAGCAGCAGCAGCAGCAGGUUCAACGGAAGAAGAGGCAGAGGAAGCGAUCAAAGAAACCUGCGAAGCACUCACGUCAGCCCCUGCAGCUCUGGAGCUCCCAGCUGGCGCCGUGGCGUCAGAUGCUCCUGCGGCAGCAGCAGCAGCAGCAACAGCUGCAACGACAGCAGCAGCGGCAGCACCAGCUGCAGCAGCAAGUGACGACCUGUCAGCCCUCACUACAGAGGCGCGGCUUAGUGUCAUUCGACCUCUUGCCAUGUGGCUGAUGGAGGUUGUGCAGGACAAGGCCAGACUAGCAGCAGCCAUAGCCUUAGCAGCAGAACACCAGGAGCAGCAUCCGCAGCAGCAGCAGCAGGAGCAACAACUGGAGCAGGGGCAGGAGCAGCAGUACCAGAAGGAACUGGGCGAUGGCGAAGGCGCUGAACCACAGCCCGACGCACAGCAGCAGCAGCAGCAGCAGCACGAUCUGGAUAAAGAGAGCAAGGCAGCAGCAAUAAGGGAUAUGUGCCGUAUUGAAGAAGAGGAGUUGCUGGUGCUGCAGGAGCUUCGUUACGCCAUGGCGGGGCUGCUGCUGGACGAGUUCAUAGAUCGGUACUGCCCGCAGCCAUCGGCUACUGCAGCAGCAGCGGCUGCGGCGACAUCAGCAGCAGCCACCGACGCCGCAGUAGCGUCAGUGCUCAGCUCCGCGCCCGCAGCAGCAGCAGCAGCAGCUGCAGCCGCAGCAGCAGGCACAGCCACCACCACAGGGAAGGGGGCCUCCGUGUCGUGGGCCGCGUCGUCCCCUCAGUGCUUCAGCCUGCUUAACCCUGAAGGCAAACUGCUGGUGACAGAUGCUGCUGCAGUUUUGGAGGCCCCGAUCUGUCGUUUGGUGGAGACAAUUUGCUCUUUGCUUAAGGAGGCGGCUCUCUACCUGCAGGCCAUGCACCUGAAGGCAGCACGGAUACGCAGGCAGCAGCAGCAGCAGCUGCUGCUGCAGACGGCUGCAGCAACUGCCGCGACGGCGGUGGCAGGGGCAGGAAGGGCGUCUGAGGCUCAGCGUCCAGCAGCUUUGCUCCCCGAGAAGGGCGAAAGUGCCGCUGCUGCUGCUGCUGCAGACUUGGCAGCAGCAGCAGGCGGGGGCGACAGCAUGAUAGAGCUGCUAGAGCUGGAGCAAAUGGGACCCUCGUCACCGGCGCACCAGGCGGUGCUGUCGCGGCUCUAUGAUUUAUGGCAUUGCUGCUGCUGCUGCGGGGCAGACGCAGUAGCAGCUUUUGCGAGCCCUCAGGCGCCGCCGCCUGCGCCUAGCACGUUGCCCUUCUCUUUGGCGUUCAGCGCCGCUGCGGCGGCCGCAGCAGCAGCAGCAGAAGCUGCAGCAGCGUCCGCAGGGUCUGUCAGCUGCGUGCCUUCCCCCGCGCCGUCGUCACCCAGCUCCGCUGCUGCCGCCGCUGCAGCAGCAGCAGCAGCAGCAGCAGUGUCUAGUGGCAAGCUGCGGGCCACACAACUAAUGCUGGCAAUGGCCUACUCGCGGGAGGCCCCGCAACCCGUCUCUGUCUCUUUGUCUUCUCCGCUGUCGGGGCUCGACAGCACUCUUGACUGCAUGGCCAAGCUGCGCAUGCACUUGGGGCCCCUCCCUUCUUUAGGCGCAAUGCGUGCGGCGCUACACCGCCGCAGAGUCCCCACGGCUCAUUUGCGGAGGCCCCAGGAGGUUGUCUUCUUUUAUUACCAUAUUUUCGCCGGCAGCAGCAGCAGCAGCAAACAGGUUUUCAAGGAUAUGCAGCAGCAGCACCCCCACAUGCACCCGGGACUUAUCCAACCCCUCAGAGAGGCCAAAACCCCCGCAAGCAGCAGCAGAAGCAGCAGCAGCAAGCGCUGCAUCUGCGGUGGCCUUAGCUCAGACCUGCGGCUUACGCUGCCUGCGGCCGUCAGCGAAGCACUGACUACGGCGCUGGCCGUGGGGCUUACUUGCAAGCAGACGGGGAGGCAGGCGGAAGAGGCGGAGGCCAUAAGAGAGGCUCUUGCUGCUGACGCUUUGCGCAUCACUGCGGCGCUGCAGCACGACGCCCGCAGACUGUGUGCUGCAGCAGCGGCAGCAGCAGCUGGAGAAACGCCCUGCUGCUGCGGCGGCCAGGCCGAGCCAACUGACGCAGAGACGGCAACUGCAGCGGCAGACGGUGCAGAAGACAUCAGCAGCGGGGACGCCGUUGCUGUCUUUGACCCAGCAACCUCGUCAGCGGCGUCCGGUGCAGCGGCAGCAGCAGCAGGAACAACAGUAACAACGGGAGGCGGCGGAACAGCAGCAGCACGCAGGCGCAAAGCAGCACGGGGCGCAAGCCCGUCCAGCAGCUUGUCUGUUUCUUUGUCUCCCCUCCUGGACGCGCUGCUGCCUCGUGUGAUGUUCACGCAGGCCGCAGCAGCAACGGCAGACCCCCGCGUCUUCUUGCUGUCUGUGCACUCUGCUGCAGUGCCUCACAAAGCAGCAGCAGCAAAGGAAUAUGGAGCGCGGUUGCGGCCGUCGGACGCUGCUGAGGGCCUGUGCAAGCGCGCUGUUGCUGUUGCUGCUGCUAUCACGAACCCAUUUGCUGCUCCUGACAUUAGCCGCGGUGGCCUGCGCUUUGGCUGCCAUGGGGUGGACGGGUUCAGCAGCAGCAGCAGCAGCAGUAGCACUAGCAGUACCGGGGGCUCGUCUCUGGGCGCGUUCGGGUCUGCAGGCGGCGUGCUGCCAUUUGCUGCUGCAGCGAGCUGCCGCGGCGCCGCAGUGGCAGCAGCAGCAGCAGCAGCAAGUCUGGAGGCGGAGCUGAUGGAAAUAGGAGUCAUUGUUGCAGCAGACCUGGCCGGCCUUGAGGGCUUCUCCACAGAAGACAUUUUGCUGCCGAAGCAGCGGCUGAUCGUAAGAAAAAGAGAUGGGGCGGGAGCCCCUCUGACGGUGCGGCGGCUGCACUGCGCGUUGCGGCGAGUGAUCCUUUCCCAGCUGGCUGCGGGCGCAGCAAGCGACAGCAGCAGCAGCAGCAGCAGCAGCAGCCGGGGCCUCGAGGACAUGUGGGGCUUUGUGUCCCCGCUGCAGGGCGACAGCAGCAGCGGCCUCAUAGACGUUGACUCCUCGCUAUGUUACAAAGCCUCGCCUCUAGACGCUUUCAUUUUGUAUGCCCUGCGGCCCGAUCACGACCCCACAAGGAGAGGUCGCCGCCGCUUCGUUUUUAUGGAGGCAAAUGACUUAGUGGAGAACUAUGUGGACGCGAAGCGGCUGCUGUUGGACGCUGCAGCGCCGGACGUGACGGUGCUGCUGAUGGGGGCGCCGGCCCGCUGUUACAGCAGCAGCAGCAGCAGCAGCAGCGGGGAGCUGUUCCCGCUGGAGGACGUCUCGGAGCAGCCACUGCUGCUCUACAAAUGGUUCUGCCCAGACACGGUGACACUGGUUUGCCUAGGCGCGCUGGUCUGCGACGCAAAACAGCAGCUGCAGCAGUACGUGCUGCGCUGGGUGCUGCCGCGGGUGGGGGCCAGCGGGUUAAUAGCCGAUCAGCAGCAGCAGCAGUUCGCAGCGGACCCCGAAGCGCUGCUGGUCAUGGAGGAGUGCAGUGUACGUACAGUGCAGAACAUCCGUCGCUGGGCCUGCGCCAUCAGGAAAAUCAACAAAAAGACAGGAGACAUCAUUAUAGUGCAGCCACGGGUUUAUGUAGAGUCCCCGGCCUCUCUGCGUCACAGAGAGGCAGCAGCACUUCUUGAAAAAGUCUACUCAAUGGAGGGCGUGAACGAGCGGGAACUGGACGGGCUCGCGGCGGCGCUGCCGCCGCUUGCUGCAUCUGCUGCUGCUGCAGCAGGAGCAGCAGCGGCAGACGCAACAGCAGGGAAGACAGGUGACAGUCUGCUGCUUGGCCUUGGCGCGGACGGCUGGGCAGCGUCAGUUGGCGCAGGGCUGCUUGCGGGUGCAGGGAGUCGUGCUGCUGCUGCUGCUGAGGCAGCAGAGGAGGACGGAGCAGCAGCAAAAAAGAAAAAGAAAAAAGCAAAGAAACAAACUCUGAGGCAGUCAAUCCCCACUAACAGAAAGAGCACCAUAGCCAAGCUUGCCGAGGACAGCAGACGGGCGGAGAAAGAGGAUGGGGACAAGCAUGAGGAGGUGCCCAUCGUUAGUUUGGCGGCUGCAGCGGCGGCCGCAGCGGCGGCAGCAGCAGCAGCAGCAGGUGUUGCUGCCGCGGCUGCUGCAGAGGCGCAGCAACAGACUGCGGACGUUGAAACCGAGGCCGCGCUGCCAGCAGCGACAGCAGCGCAAACGGCAGCAGCAGGUGGUCCGGCAGCAAAGGGGAAGGCAGCGGCAGCGGCAGCAGCAAAAGCGGCGGCAAUGCCUAAAGCAGCAGCGGCACCUAAGGCAACAGCAGCCAGUGCAACAAUAGCGGACCCCCACUCCAGCCGCGGCAAGAAGCAGCAGCAACAGCAACAGCAACAGCAAGCCACGGCAGAAGGACGUAACAGAGCGAAAGAGACGCCAAAAGGCGCUGCUGCUGUGGGAGCAAUGAAGCCUUAUGAGAAAAAGCAAGCGGCAGCAGCAGCUGCUGCUGCGGGAAUCCCGCAGCAGCAGCUGCGAGUCCCAACAGCAAAAGCAGACGAUGACGCAGGUACCGAUGGUAGAAAAGCCAGAGACAGGGCACUGCAGCAGCAGCAGCAGCAGCAGAAGCGUGGUGCAGCCGCUGCAGCGACGCCUGAGGCUAUCUGUCUCCCAGCAGCAGAUAAGCCAUCUGCUGCCGCAGCUGCUGCCUCCCCGCAGGCGGAGCCAGCCGCCGCAGCAGAAGCGAAGAGAGGCACGGCAACAGUAACAGCACAGAAAACUCGUGCCGCAGAUGCACAGAGACGUGGCGUAUCUUCGGUAGCUGGCUCUCCGACGGCAGCUGCGGCAGCUGCAGAAGCAGCAGCAGCAACAGCCGCUGCGUCACCAGCAGCAGCAGCGUCUCCGGGUAGUUCACGGUCUCCAUUGGGCCUGAGAACAGGUCGCGGCGUCGCACAGAAGCAGCAACACCCAGAUUCACCAGCAGCAGCGACAGCCGCAGCAGCAGGUGGAGACUGGUCUCCCUCACUGCCACUAUCGCCUGGUUCUUCCGCCGCCGCAGCAGCAACAGCAGCGGAGCUGCCCUAUGCAUAUUUGCUGCAGCCGCGGAGCCUAAACACGCUGCGACAGUUGUCAGUGGCAAGGGACAUAGAAGAGGAGACCCUGCGGUCUCUUGCAGCUGAGGUGAUCGACUCUGUCUUGACUCACAUCAGCGGGGAAGCAGCUGCAGAAGCAGCAACAGCAGCAACAGCUGCAGCGCCAUGGCUGGAGGCUUGUCGAGGUUCUCCUGCGGCAGCAGCGGCAGCAGCAGCUAAGCGCGGCUCCUCCGCAGCUUCCCCCGCAGCAGCGCCCGCAGCAGCAGCAGCAGCAGCAGCAGCAGCAGCAGCAAGCAGCAGUGUGCGCACUUCUCACGACAGCCCGCUAGCCCGAGACGUGCUGCUGCAGGCAGCAGAGCUGCUGGACCGCAUGAGCGCCACCAGCCUCUGCAGCCAGCAGCGGCCCCUGUUUGCAAAGCAGCUGCAGGUGCACCUUGAGGAGGCGCUGCUACAGGCUUUCGACUGUAGCAGCGCUGCAGCCCAAGGCGCAGCAGUAGCUCCAGCAGCAACUCCGACGACCGGGGCGCGCAGCAGUUAUAGCGGCAUUGCGGCCCCCGGGAGCAGCAAACACGCGGCCAGCAGCAGCCCCAGCAGCAGCAGCAGCAGCAACAGCCUCGAGGGUCUGAGUGCUGCUGAUCUGCGCUUCCUUGCCUUCCAGAGGCUGCUGACCCCCCGCAGCUUGGCUGCGUGUGAGCUGUUCGCAGUGCUCGCUAUCGGGCGGAGCGGCCUCAUUGUCUCGCGCAAGUUGCUGGCAACCCACUGCCACAAUUUUUUAGACCGAACAGGAAUAGCAGCAGUCAGCAGCAGCAGCAGCGGGGCUAGCAGCAGCGCUGCGUCCGGCAGCAGCAGCAGCUCUGCGCCGAGCAGCAGCUCCAGCUCCACCGCCACUGCAUCUCCAUCCAGCAGCAGCAGCAGCAACAACAGCAGCUUGAAGGUUGCCCUAGUGGCAAGCAUGUGGUUCGCGCUGGGCCCCCGCCACUUGUGCCGGCUGGGGGAGUCGCAGCAGGGGCGCCGCUUUGUGGACUCGGUUUCUCGGCGGUUGAGCGACUACAGCUUGCUGUUGCUUCCUAGCAACCCGAACCAGAGCAGCAGCUACCCCUGCGUGUUGCCCCUGCUUCAGCAGGGCAGCAGCUUCUUCUCCCCCCGCGUAGCAGCAGCAGGAGGGGUGGAGGCUCUCGUGGCCUGGGCGGUGGCGGUGCUGCUGAGAUGGCUGCAGUCUGUUAAGGGCACGCAGCUACCCAUAGUUAGGGCCCCUGCGUUGUCUGCUGCUGUAGCUGCUCUCGCGAUGCCUUCAGCUUUCCUGAACGCCCACGCCCUCAGCGCACAGGCUGCUCAGCCAGCAGCAGCAGAAGCUGCUGCAGCAGCAGCCGCUGCAGCAGGGUCCCCGGCUCUGUCCAGCAUGCCUGAGGAGGCAGCAGCCGACGCCGAUGCUGCAGUAGCAGGAUCAGCAGCAGCAGCGCCGGCGUGGUCUCACGUAGCUGAGGGUCGACCUACUGCGUCUCACCGCGGGGCAGCAUGGGGCUCUUCGUCCCCACCUCCAGCAGCUUCUAGCACUGCAGCAGACGGGUCUCCCUGCCGUUCCACUGCAGCAGCAGCAGCAACAGGCGGGCGCCGCGGUGCGUGCAGCAGCAGCGACAGCUGCUCCCUAGCAGACUGGGCAGGGGAACGGGGGGACUCCGAAGAAGAAGACGAAGAGCUCUAUGCGGACUCGUCGCCACCGCCAUUUCACCGGCUGAGUGCUGAGCCUACACUGCCGAGCGGCGGCGGCGGAGGCGGGAGCGGUUUACUGCGGAGCCUCAGCAGCAGCAGCAGCAGCAGCCGCCGGGUCUACAAGAAGAGUGCGCCCUACAUCCUUGCUGAGGGGGCCAGCUGGAUGGUCCUCUAUAAGCCCGCCUUCUGGCACUGCUCUGGCCUCGGCAAAACUCGCAACAUAAAUCUGCCUAAGGUCGCGGCGCCCCAGGAGAUCGAAGACGCCCUUUCCCACAUCACCACUGAAGACCUCGUCAGCAGCGGCAGGGUUGAGAGCUUCCACCUCUACCUCAUGAAAAAAUACCCUCGUUUGGAAACAGUGCGCCGCUGGGAGGAGAUGGAGUGCGGCCUUUGCCACCGCACCGACCUGGAGACGUCGGGCUCGCUGCUUAUUGCCAAGACUCGAAGGGCUCGCGAUUUCAUAUUUGAACAAUUCAGGCGCCGCCUAGUGCACAAAGAGUAUCUGCUGCUGUGCCACGGCAGGCUGAGCAGAGCCUACGGCAAAAUAGACCAUCCCAUUGCCACAAGGGACUUCGACAGCUGCCGCUCCAAGAGCCACUACUCUGAGGUCGUUGGACCGGACGAAGGCGGGGAGGAGGCGCUGACGGAGUACAGACUGCUGAAGAUCUUCAAGCUAAAGAAGCCCGUGGACCCUAAAGUUGCGGCUGCCAUUGCUGCUGCAGCAAGACUGCACGCGGCAACGACCGGCAGCAGCAGCUGUUCAAGCAGCAGCAAGAAUGCGGGAGCGACGGCGCAGCAAAGGGGCAGCAGCGGCAAAAGCGGGAAUAGCAGCAGCAGCAAGGACUUCAGUUACACCCAAGAGUUCAGCUUUUGUAGAGUCAAGAUACACACGGGGAGGACUCACCAGAUCCGGGUGCACUUCCAGCACCUGGGCCACCCGCUGGUGGGAGACGGCAAGUACUGCGACCAGGGCAAAACAAUAAUUGACCGCGUCUGGUGCGGUCGUUUGUUCCUGCACUCCAACUUGCUGGUGUUCACCUCUCCAGACGCAGCAGACCCGAAGCCCGUCACGGCCACCUCGCCGCUUGCCCCGGAGCUGCAGGCCGCGCUUGACAACGACCUGGUUUGUGUCGAGGACUUUACGGGAGGCAAAGAGAAAGAAGAAAAACGAGAAGGGUCGCCUGACUUCACCACCUCUCUUGACUGGCACUUCCCCUCGCCCAACACCCGCCCUGCUGCUGUUGCUGGGAAGGAUGGCACAGCCGCACCACAGAUGGCAGCUUCGGGAGCUGCAGCAGCUGCUGCCCCGCCCACAGGGUCGCCCGUAGCGCGCAGUGCACCUGCUGCCGGCGGGGGCACAUUUGCGGCUGUGGCUGCUUCUGCUGCCGCAGCGGACUCAGCAGCGGCAGCAGCAAGAGGUGCUGCGCAGGCAGCCAAACGGGCAGGUGACUCUUCCCCUUCAGCAGCAGCAGCAAAAGGCGGCUCUCCAGCACUCGUACCAACAGCGGCACAACGCCCAGAUGAGGCUGCGGCUGCAGCAGCGCCAGCAGCUGCAGCAACAGGGGUAGCAGCAGGCUGCGAUGCUUCUCCUUCCCAUAGGCAACGUUCAGCUGCAGGAGAGUCCACCGAAGCAACAGCAGCAACAGCAGCAGCUGGUGCAGGGCACCCGCAGUCUGCAGCGGACAAGGUCUCUCACAAACCCCAGCAGCAGCGAGAGCAGCAGCAGCAGCGAGAGCAGCAGCAGCAGCAGCAAGAGCAACAGCAGCAAGUGCAGCAGCAGCAAGAACAGCUGGAAUACGGGACGCGCUGCGUCUUUGGAUUCCCGGAGGCUUCUCGUGGCAGUUUGCGGUCAUCCCCUUUGCGGUUCACGGAGACAGCAGCAGCAGCAGCAUUGGCAACGGGAGCAACAACGGCAGCAGCAACGGCAGCAGAUCCACACAGCGCAGCAGGGCUGGGACGGUCUUGGGGCUUCAGAGCCUUCGCGUCCCAGCUGCUGUCGUGUCUGCAGCAGAACUCGAACGACACACCCAGUCCUGGUGUGGUUGCUGCUCUUGAAGCCUGGCCCCUCCACGGAGCGUCUCCUUUCCACCGUCGCGAGUCUCUGGAUUUCUGUCUUGCUGCGACGCAGCAGCAGCAGCAGCAGCAGCAGCAGAAUUUAGGGCUGCUCCUCAGCACCACGAGGCGCUGCAUUUACCGGCUGUUUCAUGUCUGCGGCUCGCGCACUAGCAGAAGCGGCAGAUGCAGCAGCAGCAGCAGCAGCGACAGUGAUGCCAACAACGGUGACGCCACUAGCAGCAGCAGCAGCUACGUAGGUCCGUUGCGUCUUUCGUUUAGCAAGGCCUCCGGUCGCCUGAGACUCCCGGCCUCUAUACGGCUGCAGGCUGAAGCGGCUGCCGCUGCAACAGCAGCAGCGGCGGGGCUGCCAGCUGCUGCAGCAGCAGCCGCAGCAGCUGCAGCAGCAGAACUAAACGCAGGCACCCUGGCGAUGCCUACCCCGCCUCGUGGCUGGCGGCAGCUGCUUCAGGUGGCAGCAGCAGCACUCUCUGGCGACGUGCUAUACUGCAGCAAGCCGCAGGGGAGAUCUGUCGAUCUGCUGCUGCUGCCUGCUGCUGUGGAGGAGUUACAGCAGCAACAGCAGCAGCAGCAGCACCAUGGCCUCCCGCCGCGCACAGCAGCAGCGGCUGCUGCUGCUCUUGGGCAGCUGUGGUCUUGCCUUAGUCAGCUGCUUGACUCAGGCUGCGGAUGGCGCUGCUUAGCGCGGGCCGUCCCUAAUGUGCCUACGGCUGUUGCUGCUGCUGUGUCAGCGGCAGCGGCACCAGCACCAGCUUCACUCUCAGGUGCGCCCCGUCGCAGCCAGAUGCGUCACCCUUCCCGGCAGCCUUGCAGGUAUGUGCCUUCUCUGCUUCCGGCUGCUGCGACGAGGCUGCUCGCUCCGCAGAUGCAACCGCAACAGCAACAGCAACAACAACAAAUGCUGUACGUGCAGCAGCAGCAGCUCCUGAUGCAGCUGUAUGGAGAUCGUGGUGUCCCGGAUGCGCGGGAAGAAAGCAGGUUCGUGCUUCAGCAACAGCAGCAGCAGAAGCAGCAGCAGCAGCUGGGCUACCUACCACGCAUGCAACAGCAGCAGCAGGGGAGGCCGCUACGCAUGCCGUCUGUAGAUUCAGCAUCUCAGCAGCAGCCGCAACCGAUGCAAGGAGAGCCAGAGCAGCUACAACAGCUUCAGCAGCAGCAGCAACACCUGCAGCAGCAGCAACUGCAGCAGCAACAGCAGCAGCAGCAGCAACAGCAACUGCAGCAGCAGCCAAUGCGGCCCCCAGUGUACGCCUACGCGCGUCAGGCGAGCCCAGCUAGCCGGCGGUCUUGGUCUGCUAGCCUGUGGGGCAACGCGGACACUCCAGUGCAACGUGCGGAGCAGCCACAGCUACCACAGGCGUCACAGUUUAUGUUUUUGUUCGACUCUGAAAGCUGCGAGCCAGCAGCAGCUGCAGCGAACAACGAGGUGAGGGAGGAAGACCUCCGCGGCUUCCUCGACCUUUCCUUCUUGGCGGCGAGCACCCCAGUGGUAUGCAGCAGCAACUCCCAACAGCAGCAACAGCAGCACCAUGCAACAGCAGACCUAUCGCCUGUACCCCCGCACGAACCGCAGCAUCAGCAGAGACGACAGUCGCCCACGCGCAGACCCACCCCCCAGCAGCAGCAGCAGCAGCAGCAGGUCCUACGCCUUACAGAUAGAGCGGCAGCAGCUGAGGCUCUUCAGCAGCAGCAGCAACACGGCGGCGUUUUGAACAGUCCCAUAAGAUUGCCACCUUUGCGGCAGCAGUCCGAAGUUGAAAACGAACUGCAGCAGCAGCAGCAGCAGCAGCAGCAGCAGCAGCAGCAGCAGCAGGGUACCCACAUCAACGGCAAGUGGUGUCUAUGCAUGGAGGUUCCGCCGCCGCCGUCGGUCCCCGUUCCUUCUCCUCACUUGCUGCUGCUGCAUCAACAGCAGCGCCAAGCAGCUGCGCUAGCGGAGCAGCAGCAAACGCAGCCGCCGCACCCCCACCACCCGCAGCAGCAGCAGCAAGGCAUCCAUCCCCAUCUCGGGAGUUAUGGUGUAUCUCUCCCGUAUUCCUCCUCUAACUGCUUCAGCAGCUGUGGCGAUGUUAUUUCUGGUGUUUCCGUUGGGCCUUCAGCGGCUGCUGCUGCAGCAGCAGCUGCUGCUGCUCAGCUGUACCCUCAUAUGAGCGGGCCGCUGCCCGCGGCGCUCCAUGCAGCGGAGGGGGAGGCUCUCAGACCUUCAGCUAGCAGCAAUCCCGCAGCGGCAGGUGCUGCUGCAGCAGCUGCUGCGGCCACAGCCUAUACACAGACGCUGCAGGGAGCCCCCAGCAGCAGCACUAGCAACAGCAGACUGGCGCAGAUGUACGUUGAGCAGCACAAACCAGCCUCCGUUGCUUCCCGCGGCGCUUCCGGUGCCGACUCUGCGCUUAGCAGCAGCAGCAGCAGCAGCAGCAGCAGCAGCAGCAGGAAUUUAGCAGCAAAUCCUCUCAUAGGGGCAGCAGCGUAUGACAGCGACCCCUUAGGGGAUCCGCAGCACGCAGCUGCUGCCCGGCCUUGGAGCAGCGCACGUACAAACCAGCCGCCCUAUGGCAGGCAGCAGUAG
Molecule: messenger RNA, 14544 nt
Organism: Eimeria tenella
Lineage: Eukaryota; Apicomplexa; Conoidasida; Eucoccidiorida; Eimeriidae
Product: RNA pseudouridine synthase domain containing protein, putative
Exons: 12
Coding region: 1-14544 (4847 amino acids)
Biological process (GO): pseudouridine synthesis
Molecular function (GO): pseudouridine synthase activity; RNA binding
Source: RefSeq, a predicted model, not a curated record